AUGAGUUCCUCGGAUGUGGUCGUCCUAUCGGUGAAGGUUGCCAAACAGCCCAAGCCUCGUCCACCGCGGCAGGAGGGCCGAAUCGACAAUGAUGCUGACAGCCAGGAGCCAGCCAGACCCCAGAAAGCGAAGCAAGAAGUGAAGAAGGAGACCCAGGCAGACACGCCAGCAGGCGCAGUCCAAGGCCAAGACCAAGACAUCCAGGAGGAGCUCCAGGUGAAGGAUGAAGUUAAGGAAGAAGUUGACGCAGAUUCGUGUUCGAUGAAGUCUCGAAUGGCAUUGAGACAUUUACAGGACUUGAAGACGGAGGUGGAGGAGGAGGUUCCGAAGAACAGACAGCAGCACGUGAAGACUGAGAUCAAGGAGGAGCCUUUGAAGGGCAAUGAUGAUCGAGUCAAAGAGGAGAUCACGCAGAAGGCCAUCAAGCAGGAGGUGAAGGAGGAGCUUUCGAAAGAUGCGUGCAUGGAAGUGAAGAAAGAGAGCAACGAGGCACAGGCUGAGAUCAAGCAUGAAGUGAAGCAGGAGGACCCUUUCAAGGGACCAGAAGUGGCCAUGCCAGUUGUGGCUUGGAUUGGCACUAAGCGGGAGACAGUGGAUGACCUGCCUGUGCAAGUUCAGCAAGAGAACUUCGAGCAGCCUGGGCCGAAGAGGCGUCGACUGAGCCAGAAGAGUCCUGAUGUCUCCGUUCCAUCCUUCGAAUCGCGAUUGACAGAGUGGGCAGAGAAAUGCCCAGCAUUUCAAUCCUCUGGCAAGACGUGGCUCCCCACGAAGCCCUGCUGUCCGGCCAGCCCGUUUCUCGGAUUGGCCGCAGCUCCGUGGAAAGGGUGUGUAAGAGACACAACAACAGCAUGCGUGCAGCUCCUCAGCAAAGAGCAGUUCAGAGAGUUGCGCGACUUCUACCGCGAGAAUCCACACCAUGCUCUCUUCCAUGACACCAGUGACCCAAGCAGCGAGGGACAGGUAGUGACCACUGCUGGAUCCAGGCCGCAGCCCCACAGGAGCUCAACCGGCAAUCAGCACCGAGCAGCUGAGUGCAUGAAAAUGUGGCCCUGGAUGCGGGACCUUCCGACUCGAGCUUGGGCCGGCAAUGGCUGGCUGCUGGUGGAGGACGGCAUGAUGAAGCUCUCGCCGACCGGUGGAGGCUCCGCCAUGCAAGGCCUCGAGAUCUUCGAGUCCGUGGGCUCCGUCCAGGAGCCCGGCGAGCCGAAGCCCUUGGAGUCGACGAGCCAGGUCGAGCCGGGAGCUCAGGUCGUCACGAGCAGGUUCCGCGGCCUGGACCGCCAGAGCGGCAUCCCGGGAAUUUGCUGGCACAGAGGGAAGCUUUGCUGGCAGUUGUCCUUCUAUGAAGCCGGCAAGCGCCAAAACCUCAACUACCCCAUCUCCACGCACCUGAAGCUCGGCCUCGCAGAGGCCGAAGCCUCGGAGGCCGCUCUUGAGGAGGCCAAGGCUUUCCGCGAGGAGCUCGUGCGCCUGGGCAAGCUGAAGCCACCAAAGUCCAGCACUGAGAAGGCCUCCAGCUCCACGGUGAGGGGCAUUCAUAAGGCGAACGGAAGCUGGCGGGUGCGCAUUACGGACCCGUCCACCAACAAGAAGGUCCAUGGAGGCUGGUUCAAGGUGAAGGAGGAGGCGGAGGCCAGGGCCCGGGACCUGGCCAAGGAGUUGGGGUUGCAGGAGGUGCUGGUGCCGGUGAAGCCGCUCUCGGAGAUCCCGCACUUCGAGCCGCUCGGGCCGGAGAAGGGAAUCAAAUGGGUACCUAGCGAGCGGGCCUGGCGUGCCCGAUGCAAUUGCUCAGGCAAGGAGAAAGCCAUGAGGUUCUGCCCGAAGGAUUUCUCGCCGAAGGAGGCGGAAAAGGCCUGGAAGCAGGCGGUGGCCUGGCGCAAGCAGCAGGAGAAGGAUCAGGCUGAACAGCCCCGCAAGCGAUGA
This is a messenger RNA of Symbiodinium sp. CCMP2592, 1923 nucleotides long. Lineage: Eukaryota; Dinophyceae; Suessiales; Symbiodiniaceae. The record is from the annotation of a GenBank genome assembly.